Podarcis lilfordi (Lilford's wall lizard) is the source of this 2754-nucleotide messenger RNA. NCBI's taxonomy places the organism in Eukaryota, Metazoa, Chordata, Lepidosauria, Squamata, Lacertidae. The record is from the annotation of a GenBank genome assembly.
CAAAAACUCGCUUCGCUCCGCGUUCGCUCUCGCUGCAUGAAUACCUUGUACGGCGCGACUGCGACGAUGUGCUACGCUUGCACGCCAGCUCUGCCCGCCCUUAAGAUGGUCCCCGGCCCCGGCAGGCCUGAGCCCACCGGGCCCCAAUACUUCACUUUCGAUCCUCUCCCGGAAGCCGGCGAAAGCCCGGCUCCCAGGAACCUCUCCAAAUCGAACAGGAUCAAGAAGCGAUCCCGGAGGGUGCUUUAUCCCCGAGUGGUAAGUGAACGCACCCACGCCCAGCAGGGGAGCUCGGAUUCCUGGGUUCAUCUGGAAGGGGGAGGGGGUUUUCCUGAGGGGCAGAGAAACGGGACCCCUCUUAACAGAGUGAUCCUAUGCACAUUUACUCAAGAAGUAAGCCUACUGAGUUCAGUGGGACCUUUUUCCCCAAGUAAGAGAGCGCAGGGUGGCAGCUUUGGGGGAGAUCAGCAGAUUCUCCCAAUCCAGGUUUCUAAUAAGAAGGAAGGAGGGAAGGAAGAGGACCUAAAUAAGGUUUUGCAAGCACCCUACAUUUAAAGAACACCCCCUGAGAAUUCUGGGAACUUUAGUUUGCCCCUCACAGAGCUACAAUUCCCAGCACACUUUUUUUAAAAACAACACCACAGUUCCCAGGAUUCUUUGUGUAGAGGCAGAAUGUGUUUUCUGUGUAUGGUACGUGUUUCAUAAUAUCCAGUCCUAGUUCCCACUCAGGCAGGCCUCCUGAGAUUUGCCAAAAGUUGCACAGCUGACUAAAACCCCACGGGCAAAACUUUCCCUAUCCUUGCAUCUAUCUGCAAGGUAAGGUGGCCAGCUCUUGGAUUUACGUUAUGCAUCUGCCAGGAACGCAUGACCUUUGCCAAAAAAAGGGGGCGGGGAGUGGAUGAAGGGGGAAAACCCAAAGAGCUUUGCCAGCAGGGAAGAUGGCAAUCCAGUCAACAUGCUAAAACAGGUACAGAGGCAGGAUUUGUUCACAGAUAAACAUCCCAUGUUACCUGCUUCAACAUGUUGUAGGAUCCUCCCCUCCCCACUGAAUCAAUGGGGGGAGAGUUCCCUCUCCUCCUUAGGGUUUGGGAGCAAGGACUCUCCCUAGUGGAGCAGAGCCAAGAUUUGUUUGGGGUCCCCCCCCCCUUGAAUUUUGAUCUGAGGAAGGGUGGUUGUGAAUUGGUUGGUGGAGCUAAGUAACUGCAUAGGUGAGAUUAGGAGGGGUGUAUUUUGAAAAAUGCAUUGCAACAUGCUGACAGCAGAGGGAAAUCCCUGGUGAGUUUGGUGCAGGGCAGUGGGAAACAGCAUUGCAUUCUGGGAAAAGGGCCGCCCUGCCUCUGGAUUUCUAGGCCAGCUGAAAGGGAUUCUGGGAAACACGCAUAACUGUGAAUGCGAAUCUGGGAUCAUUCUUGUGUUUCUAACUGCCUGCUCUUCCUCUCUUUACAGGUAAAGCGCUACUAUCCCGCCGAAGAGCGCAGCUACGUCAAACACCUUUUCGUUAUCCUUCUCACUAUCAUCUUCUUCCAAGUCUACAGCGCUGAGGAAGAAUUCGCUGUCUUGGACGCCUCCCAGAAUGUGGAGGAAAACGUCUCUGUCUGCUCCACAGAGAUGAGGGGAUCCCAGGAGGAGAACCUCCUUGAGCAGCUCAUCGUGGCCUCCUUUGAAAUCGAAGAGGCAGCCAACAGCACCGGUUGGGACUGGGGAGAUUGGGAGGCAGCCGAAUCUGCCAUCGACAUCACUCAGUUUUUGGAGCAGAGGCCAGCUGCUUUCUGAAGACCCCCAAGGGGCGAGAACUGUGAGGGGGGAGCCCGGGCUGGAGUGCUCACAUCUGGCUUGAGAAAAAGCAGAAUUCAAGCCACGAAUGAGUUAAACGCCGUUUGAAACACAGCCAGCUCCUUCUGGCAUUCCGGAGCAAUUUUGCUCCAAACCCAGCAAGACUGACGUCAAAAGAAACUUGAACCAACACUACAUUUUGAACGGAAAGGGGAAGGUUUUGUGUUUUUAUUUAAUGUUAUUUUAUUUCUGCAGCAGAUCAGACAUCUGGCAGGCAGAGUGAAGGAUGUUAAUUUAAUAUUUAUUUAAUUAAUAAUAAUAAUUAUUAAUAAUAAUAUGUAUAAUUUAAUGUGUUUAAUUUAAACUGACUUAAUUUAAAUCUGCAUGAAACUGGGAGUUUGCAAGUGAAAAUGCUGGCUUACACCGUUGGGCUGAAAUAAAAACACACACAACUUGUCAUGUACGUCUUUCUCUGUCGUGGCCGGACAUAAUCGUUUUAGAGCUUAAGUGGGGAAACAUUUUAAAAAAUUAUGACGGUUAGGAACAUUGGAGGAUGGUGCUAUGGUGUUCUUAGCUGGUUUGGUGGGGAAAUUAUUAGUGUGACAGCUUUGAGAUUACAGAAAAUCAGAUAGGUAACAACCCUCCCACAAGCUCUGACAUUUUCUGAGGCUGAUGGGGGAAAAAACAAGCCACAGCAAUUCUGGCUCACUGACAGAGAAGGACACAGUGAAAAGGAAAAGCAAAGGCAUCAUAGGAGACUUGACUUAAAAUUUAUUCUGCUCCGGAUAUUAGCCAGCGGUGUUUGCUUACUGUGUAAGCAUGCUCUCAAAAGCAGCGACCACUUCCACACCAACGUUUCCGAAAUUGCAGUAGAUUUCUUUUGUGAAUUGCACUUGUGCGUGUCCACGCUAUUGCAGAUGAACUGUCUGAACUCUGUAUGUUCUGUGAACAAAAGUGAAUAAAUGUUUUACAUGAGACACA